CUUCUUGUGAGAGAGGUGUACAGAAAAAUUCCAAAUAUUUGUCUAUCUCUGAGUGGGAUUUGUCUCUCUGAGUCUGUGAAGCUGAGGAGCAGCAGUUUGAGAUUGUUGAUGGUGCCAAAAACCGAGGGGCUUGCACCUACAAUUUCACUUUCGGACAGCGCAUUGAAGCGCUUCAAUAAGAUGAGAUCUGAACACGGUGAAGACUUAUGCUUGAGAUUGUUGUGUUGAGUCCCGUUGAUUUUGAAAUUUCUUUGUUAUUCUCUUGCAGAUCGCUUUUUGCAUUUUUUUUCCAGAAAGAAUCAAGGUCGGCCUUAACAUUGCAUAUGAAACUCAUAACAUGCAAGGAAACGCCGGUGUUCUUAUUUUGGGGUUUUGCUGAAGCUUUCGAUCUCCUUCUAUUUGAGUGGUAUACUGGUAUACAAUUUAUUGUCCUAAAUUCACAAUCUUACACUUCACAGAUUUCACCACUCAACCUAUACCCAGUUGUUUUAAGGAUUUUGCGGGAGGACUCCCUUUGGAAUUGCCGAAUGCUGUUGUUUGUCGGGUCGGCGCAAGGUCACUUUCUGUCGGCAUUGUCUGUAUCCAAUCCAACUAUGAUAUUGAUACUAGCAAUGCUGCCCGUGCGAUGCUUCGGGCGUGAAAUUCAACAUGUUCAAAUGCCUUCUUAAGCAGUAUCAAUUUGAAUGCACUUAAUCAAAGCACAGGUUGCAGCAUACCUUGUAAUUUGUCCAAGGUGGAAUUAUUUUGUGAUUAGGUAUUGGAAAAACAAAGUUUAAACUUGUUAUAGAACAAUAUUUCAUUCAAAUAG
Molecule: messenger RNA, 808 nt
Organism: Malus domestica (apple)
Lineage: Eukaryota; Viridiplantae; Streptophyta; Magnoliopsida; Rosales; Rosaceae
Source: RefSeq, a predicted model, not a curated record